Molecule: messenger RNA, 3682 nt
Organism: Poecilia latipinna (sailfin molly)
Lineage: Eukaryota; Metazoa; Chordata; Actinopteri; Cyprinodontiformes; Poeciliidae
Product: receptor-type tyrosine-protein phosphatase N2-like
Exons: 20
Coding region: 16-3138 (1040 amino acids)
Biological process (GO): regulation of secretion; insulin secretion involved in cellular response to glucose stimulus; protein dephosphorylation
Cellular component (GO): synapse; secretory granule
Molecular function (GO): protein tyrosine phosphatase activity
Source: RefSeq, a predicted model, not a curated record
GCCACAAAACACCUCAUGAACCUGUUUCCACCGUUUCUCCUCUUGUCUCCUUCCGUUGUAGAUGGAGUGUUUGGAAGGUGCCAGGAGUUGGCUGGGGCAGACCUGUACACGUACGAUAUCUCAUCCUCCGCUCUCCAGCGCCUCAGGAUCCUCCUACAGAAGCUGGCUCACAGAGGUUUGACGUGGCGGGACGACAUCACUCAGCAGGUUAUCUCCAGAGAGCUCUCCAAACUGAGGAACAUCCCUCUACGCCAGCAGAGCCCCCCUCCGAGCCAGCUGACGGCGUACAGCAGCUCCAGAAACAGGAAGCUGAGGCCGACUCAGGCGGACCUGAGCAGAAACCUUCAGCAGUAUUUGAUGGGAUUGGGCUUUAGGCCAGACGCUGACACGAAGCAACAAGAAAAUCAACCGGUAAUUCAGAAUGAAGAUAUCACACCCGAGGCUCUGAAAAAGCCCGGCCAGCCAAAGCCAAAGCAGACCUGGAAGGAGACCACCAUCUACAGCCUCCAGAAAGGAGCUGGCCAGCCUCCAGUUACCAAAGUCGUUACCAAGAGUGGCGAUGGCAGACACCCCAAGCUCAGUACAGCCUACUCGAGCCAUGAACCUGACAGGAGCAAGCUCCUCUCCAACCAUCUGCAGCAGCUCCUUCCCGGGGCGUCAAGCACUCAGCAGGGCAUCGCUGGUGGAGAGCCUGUUUGGCCAAAGGGGAAACUCCACUACCUCAGCUACCUGCAGCCUACUCAGAGCAAUCACGCAGACCCACAGAUUGCUUUUGGCUCCAAUAUGGCAAAGCCUAAUCUUGACAGACUGCUCUUCAAAGCUGGCCCAAAUCGGCUCCCUGCAAAAGACCCCCAUAGCCUCGUGGAUGAUCAUCUCAUCCUCAAUGCGGUGAAUCAGCUGGGGAGGCACAGCCUUAACAUGGAGGCUUUGAUGGGCAAAGAUCUGGACCAUCUUGCUGAGGUCAUCACAGGAGCUCUGCAGGAGGCGGAUGAGGAGCGGCUUACUGAUGGGGUCGAGCCAGUGCCCGGCGCUGGUGAUGACCCCAGGGGGGAGAUGAGGGUUAACCAGGAGAAGCCGGCAGGAAUGCUUCUGAAUCAAGACCAGGAUCUGAAAUCAGAUGAAGGUCUGAAUCCAAACCCAAAGGAAACUCUGACAUUAAAACAACAAGGCCAACAAAUAGACGUUGCAGAAAAAGAGUCCACUGACAAGCAUGGGGCCAUAUUUUCCAAGCUGCUAGACUACCUCAACAUGGAGCCCUUCGGCGGUGCUCCUGGGGUCAAGAGCAGGCCGCCAGCUCCUCUCCAGAAAAUGGUUGGACUGGAGAGCGUCCACAGCAUAACGAAGCAAGGUCAAGUUCCUGCCCCCUACCGCUCAGAGGAGAAGAUCGUGAUCGUCCCGGCAAAGGAAGGGUCCACCCUGCGGCUGACUGGCGGAGCAGAGGCACCCGAUGGGAGGGUGGACUCUGAGAUCCAGAGGUGGAUGCAGGCGGACCAGACCCCCGACGGGGCUGCGCAGCCAGAGGAGGCGCAGAAGAAGGACGUGAAGAUUAAAACCCAGCUGGUCCACGUGGGAGUGAAGGAGUUUUCUAGCAGAGGGAAGGACAGACACUUUGGCUACAUCAUCACCAACUCAGACUCCCUCACCAAUGACCGGGCCUCGGACCUGAUGGACCGGCUGACCCAGAGGCUGAGCCUCCACACCGCAGACCUCACGCAGCUCUCAGUUCUGGGUCCUGCGAUGACAUUCAGGGUCGGCCCAAAUCCUAAAAACGUGACCACUGCAGACCUGGUUCAAGCUGCAGUCCAAGAAAAGCAGCAGCUGGAGAAGGAGACGGGCCUGAAGAUAGUGGAGGCCGGAGUGAGUGAUAGGGGCAGCCUGACCCAGAUCCCCGUGGUGAAGGAGACCAGGGUGGAGUCUGGCCAGUUCUUGCUACUCUCCGUCCUCUGCAUGCUCUUCAUCCUGGUGGCGCUGGCCGUGUCCGCCACCUUCUUCUGCGUCCGCCAGCGCUCGCACCUCCACAUGAAGGAGAAGCUGGCGAGCCUGGGGACUGACACCAGCCAUGACGCCACCGCAGCCUAUCAGGAACUGUGUCGCCAGCGCAUGGCGAUCAAGACGUCGGAGCGCGUGGAGCGGCCUGAGACCCUGCGUCACUCUCGCCUCAACAGCGUGUCGUCCCAGUUCAGCGACGGCCCCGUGGCCAGCCCGUCGACGCGCAGCAGCACCUCCUCCUGGUGCGAGGAGCCGGUGCCGUCCAACAUGGAUAUCUCCACAGGUCACAUGAUCCUGUCGUACAUGGAGGACCACUUGAAGAACAAGAACCGUCUGGAGCGCGAGUGGGAGGCGCUGUGCUCCUACCAGGCCGAGCCCAGCGCCUGCAGCGUUGGCCAAGGCGAGCAGAACUCCAAGAGGAACCGAGCUGAUGCCGUGGUCGUUUAUGAUCAUUCCCGGAUCACCUUGAAAUCAGAGAACAACCACAGCAACUCGGAUUACAUCAAUGCCAGUCCCAUAAUGGAUCACGACCCUCGCAAUCCCACUUACAUUGCCGCCCAGGGGCCACUUGCUUCCACUGUGGCAGACUUUUGGCAGAUGGUGUGGGAGAGCGGCUGUGUCGUCAUUGUGAUGCUGACCCCUCUGUCGGAAAAUGGAGUAAAGCAGUGUCACCACUACUGGCCUGAUGAGGGAUCAGACAUCUACCACAUAUACGAGGUCAAUUUGGUGUCUGAACACAUCUGGUGUGAAGAUUUCCUGGUCCGGAGUUUCUACCUGAAAAACCUGCAGACCAACGAGACGCGCACGGUGACCCAGUUCCACUUCCUGUCCUGGAUGGACCGCGGGAUCCCCAGCUCAGCCCGGACCCUGUUAGACUUCCGCAGAAAGGUUAACAAGUGCUACCGUGGCCGAUCUUGCCCUAUAAUUGUUCACUGCAGUGACGGAGCCGGCAGGAGUGGGACCUACAUCCUGAUUGACAUGGUCCUCAAUAGGAUGGCUAAAGGUGCUAAAGAGAUUGAUAUUGCCGCUACCCUGGAGCACUUGAGAGACCAGAGAGCUGGCAUGGUCCAGACAAAGGAGCAGUUUGAGUUUGCUCUGACGGCCGUGGCGGAGGAGGUGAACGCCAUCCUGAAAGCGCUCCCUCAGUAAAGACCUUCUCUUCUUCCAUCUCGGAGCGCCGGUCUUCUCUGCCCACUCGGUGCAGACGUCGCUCCCCUCACAGUCUCCCCUCUUCUGUCGCAACCUCCUCUGCACCUUCACACAAUGCUGUAUGCUGAAUAUCGUGCCGGAUCCGUCCGUAUUCACGAGUUCCAGAGUUGGAAUGUCGAUUUGAUGGGUGUUGUGGUGAUUGAGGAUAACGGAGGCAGGUCCGCGUUCCCACUGUGCAAUUUCUGAAUAUGAGCCCAUGGUUCUCUAUGCUGUGGUGUUGUUCCUGAACAUACUGUCACAGUGCCACUGAUGAGAUGUGUAUGUAACGUCACGUGAAGAUUACUAACUGAGCUGUCACCUGUUUAAAACUACCGGUAAUCUACGGCUGCAGCCGCUGUGUGUUUUUUUUUCUCUUUUUGUACUAGUUACAUUUUUUUGUGUGUGAAAUCCUAAAAGAAAAAUUGUGGUAGAGUCUGUGUUCAUUUAUUUAUUUUUUAAUUUUUUUUUAUUUUUGUGGCUGACUAAAUAUUCUAAUGUUCCAAAA